Messenger RNA from Apodemus sylvaticus (European woodmouse), 7274 nucleotides. Its product is annotated as mis18-binding protein 1-like. The record is from RefSeq and is a predicted model, not a curated record. The coding region runs from base 359 to 2896 and encodes 845 amino acids. Lineage: Eukaryota; Metazoa; Chordata; Mammalia; Rodentia; Muridae. The transcript is spliced from 12 exons.
CCUUGUCCAGUCCAGGCGGCACAUGGCACUGUUUACCGGAGUCCCUGAAGACGCUCCGUGACGCACGUCUGAGCUGGCCAAUCCCAGGCGCCGGUGGGCGGGCUCUCGGGAUUUGAAAUCCAGUGCUGUGGUCUGUGCUGGGGAAGUGGAUGUGGAAGGCCAGCGAGCAAGCGAGCACAGCUCGUGUCUGUGGACACCUGUGGGGCCCCUGCCCCGGCCUCCGGCUUGGAGCCGAGGAGCAUCACGGCUGGUGCUGCUGCCCUCACCCAGGUUUCUCUGGACUCCUGAAGUUCUGUCUGGAAAUUUGUGUUGAUUGAAUUUUCUAUAAAAAGAAUUUUGGUGCCAUUGUCCUAUCAAGAUGAUUGUAACACCUUUGAAAGGUGCAGGAAUUCAUUUGUCUUCUGAGACAUUGCAAUGCAGUCUGCUUCAAAAUGCAGUCUUUCUUGAAAGCCUCCCUUCAGACACACUUACUCCUGUGAAAGAUUUGGUGAAAUAUCAGAAGUCCUCUUCAAAAUGGAACAGUCAUAAAAAGAAUCAGUUAUUAGAAAUAACAACUUCUAACAAUAAAAAUAUAUUUCACUCCACCAUGCUAACAGAGGCUUGCCCUUCAAACAGCUCUCUUGAUAUCAGUGUUAUAAUGCCCAACAUGGAUAGAUUAAGAAAUGAAAUGACUUAUGAAUCACCUGGAAAAAUAUUUCAGAGAAUGAAAGAGAAAGUACGGCGUGACAAACAAGAUAAACCAUCAAGGAACAGUAGCAUGAUGGGAUCACCAAAAUGGGACCAUAAAGUCCUUCCUCCUGACAGACACAAGAAAACUCUGUUGCAAGAUACCUAUAUCUGUGAGGAAAAAGAAAAUUCAUUCCAAUCCAAUAACCCUUCAUUGGGAGAUCCUCCAGUUCUGAACCAAGAAGAAAAAAGGGUUUCAAUUUCAUGCAUUUCAAGUAAGGCAUUAACUAGAGCCCAGUUUAACAGGCAAGAUCUUUAUUCAAAAGAGAAUCCUGUUAAAACUACUGUGUCCAAAAAGAACACAUUUGUUUUGGAAGGCAUUAAUUCUACUUAUGAAAAGAUCGAAAAUACUGAUGUUGACAGCAUUUGUGUUCCUAUUGAGAAUCAUAGCCAGUCUAUUACUGCUUAUAAUGAUGUGACAACAGAAAGGACUGCGAAAGAGGAUAUUACAGAACAAAAUGAAGAAACGAUGUCUAGGAGGACCUUUCUUCAAGAUCCCAUGAAGAAUACAUCUAAAAUGACACGUUCAAGUCCAAGACUUUAUUUAACACUAUCUGGCCAGUCUCAAAAACAACUUACAGAGCUUGAAACUAUUGCACGUGAAGUAAAAAAAUAUCAGGUAGUCCAGCUACAGGAAUGGAUGAUUAAAGUCAGCAGUAAUAACACUGCUAUAUGUGUACAAGGAAAGCUGGUAAAUAUGACUGAUGUUUAUUGGCAUAGUAAUAUAAUUAUAGAGCGGAUUAAACACAAUAAACUUAGGACCUUAUCAGGCACCAUUUAUAUUUUAAAAGGAUUGAUAGACCGGGUUUCCAUGAAAGAAGCAGGAUUUCCCCGUUACCUCACAUGGAAAUUUAUGUUUGGAUUCCCCCCAAAUUGGAAGGAACACAUUGAUAAUUUUCUAGAACAAUUAAGGGCUGGAGAAAAGAACAAGACUGGACAGAAAACUGCAAGAUUCCAAGAUAAACAGAAAUCAAUAAAAAAUCAUGCAGAAGAUAUACAAACAGAUGUCCUCCAAAAGGCCAACAUCACUUACGACCUUACUGAUGAUAGCUUAGAAAUGAAGAAAAAUCAGAACAGUGGGUUGCCAGGAGCUGCAGGAAUAAACACCAGAUAUAAAGACAGUUGUCGAAAGAAACCACAGGAAUUCAUUGGAAAGAAAAAUUGGAGAAAUUUUCCUUCAGAAAGCUGUGAAAAUUGCAAAGAGAUCAAUGAAAAGAAAAUUCAAAGUCAGAAGCAAGAGAGAACUGAAGUAUUAAAUGUACCCAUUGAUUCCUUGAACUCACUGGAACAGUCUACCUCCCAAAAAGAAAGAAGAUAUCUGCCUGUCGGUCAGAAGAAAGCUAUUGUUUUAGCAACACCACUUAGAACCACAAGGUCAAUAAAGCAAAGAUAUAUGGAGCACCAUCUCUAUAUUAAAGGAGUAAGAGAUUUUUCCAAAAAAAAGCAUCAAGAAGAAAGUGAAUCAGAGAUACAUAGAACUCCAAGUCCUACCAGUAAGUCCUUAGAGACCUUUGAACAUAGAGUGGAUUGUGAAGACAAUACCAAGGAGGACUGCAAUGACUGUGACAUGAUGACUGUCAAACAUACUCAGAUCCCUUGCGUGCAAAGUAAACAAAUGCUCGCCAAUGAUUUUAAGAAAAAGAACAAGUUGCCCUCGAAACUGCAGAAAACUAAAAAUCAAAUAGGUCUAUCAAAGUAUAGCCAGUCCUCAUCAAGUGAACAGAACGGAGUAGAAAUUAAAAGUAAAACCAGAGCAAGAAAAACAAAAGAAAGGCUGAAUCAGGAGAGAAAAAACAUCCCAAAAGAUAUCCUCCUUAUUUCAGAAUCUAAAGGUGAGAGUGAUUCUUAUAUCACACCAAAGAGACCUAGAUCUGUUGUUAAAGGAUCCCAUUACAAAGCUGGUGGUAGCAUGGACUUUCUAAUUGAAGCUAAGGAAUCUGCUACAGCUAAGAGGCAACAGUUAGACCAUCUACCUGGUGUAACUGAUGAUGGAAAAUGGAGUGAGCCAGAGUUACAGAAGCUUCAUCGUACUAGGAUACACUCUAAAAGGAGGAAAACGUUGGCUGACUGGAGCCCGAAAGAGGACUGUGACACAGAUUCCUGUUCCUACCACUCCAAAGCAGGACACAGGAUCCUUUACCUGGACUCCAGAGCAUCUGAAAGCCUUUAAGGAGAUCAAAAAGGCUUUACUUAGUGCCCCUGCUCUGGCUCUGCCGGAUCUAAGCCUUUUACUCUCUAUGUGGACAACAGAGCAGGGGUCGCUGGAGGAGUCCUAACUCAGACCCUGGCCUAUAGUCUACCUAUCAAAGAAAUUAGACCCAGUGGCCAGUGGGUGGCCAUCGUGCUUGAAAGCUAUCACUGCAGUAGCACUGCUCCUCAAAGACGCAGAUAAAUUGACUUUGGGACAGCAGACAAUCAUAGUAGCCCCCCAUGCCCUAGAAAGCAUCAUUAGGCAACCUCCAGAUUGUUGGAUGACUAACGCCUGCAUGACCCACUACCAGAGCCUCCUACUGACUGAGAGAGUGUUGUUUGCACCCCUGGCUAUCCUGAACCCUGCCACCCUACUGCCAGAAGCUGAUGAAUCUGCACCCAUACACCAGUGUAUGGACAUCCUAGUAGAAGAGCCUGGGACCAGGAAGGACCUCACUGACCAACUCUGGCCAGGAUGCCCUAGUUGGUACACGGAUGGCAGCAGGUUCGUGGUUGAAGUUAAGCAGAGAUCCAGGGUGGUGGUGGUAGAUGGAAGACAGACCAUCUGGGCCAGCAGUUUGCCUGAGGGGAUGUCAGGUCAGAAAGCAAAACUAAUUGCACUCAUCCAAGCUUUGAAACUGGCCGAGGGAAAAAAUAAUCAACAUCUACAUGGACAGCAGGUACGCCUUCGCCACCGCGCAUGUACACGGGGAUACUUAUAAGCAGAGGGGGCUACUUACGUCUACUGGAAAAGACAUUAAAAAUAAAGAAGAAAUUCUAAGCUUGCUGGAAGCCAUACAUCUACCAAAGAAAUUGGCCAUCAUACAUUGCCCUGGCCACCAAAAAGGACACGAUGCGGUGACCAAGAGAAACCAGAUGGCAGAUUCAGCAGCAAAACAGGUGGCUCAUUGGGCCAUGAUUACUCCAGUGGUAUCCAAAAAUGAAGAGACUAUAGAUGAUUAUGACAUCAGAGACACCAGUUUUAGAGAAGGCCACUCUGAUUACUAUGUGAUGGGACUAUCAGACAUUGCACAGGAGGUGGUCCAGAAUUGUAAUGCCUGUGCCCUGACUAAUGCUGGGCACCACAUGGGGACUUCUGGUAAGCGACUCCGAGGAGAUAGGCCAGGAGCCUAUUGGGAAGUAUACUUCACUGAAGUCAAACCAGCAAAAUAUGGUCAUAAAUAUUUACUAGUUUUCAUAGACACUUUUUCAGGUUGGGUAGAAGCACUUCCAACCAAACGGAGACAGCCAAUGUUGUGGCCAAAAAGAUUCUAGAAGAAAUAUUUCCAAGAUUUGGCAUUCCUAAGGUAAUUGGAUCAGACAAUUGCCCUGCCUUCAUUGCCCAGGUAAGUCAGGGACUGGGCACUCAACUGGGGAUCAAUUAGAAACUACAUUGUGCUUACAGACCCCAGAGCUCAGGACAGGUAGAGAGGAUGAAUAGAACCUUAAAAGAGACCUUCACUAAAUUAGCCUUAGAGACCAGCGGGAAGAAUUGGACCGCACUCCUGCCUGCCCUCCUGCCUUUUGCCUUGUUUCAGGUGUGAAACACCCCUGGGAAGUUCAAGCUCACUCUAUUCAAGCUACUCUUUGGGGGACCCCCCCUUAUCCGAAGCAGGGGGUGUUCUUGAUCCUGAUGCUUUUUUCCCCAACCCCUCUUUGCCUGCUUAAAGGCCCUUGGACUUGUCAGAAAAGACGCCUGGGAGCAGCUCAAGGAAGCUUACGAGCCAGGGACCACUGAAGUGCCCCACAAGUUCCAAGUGGGGGACUCUGUCCUGGUCCGUCACCACCGAGCUGGGAACCUUGAAGCCAGGUGGAAGGGACCUUAUCUGGUGCUCCUGACCAGCUGUUAAGGUUGACAGCAUUCCCACCUGGAUCCACGCCUCCCACAUCAAGGCCAUGACACCUACAGCCCAAGAUGGCACCUGGAAGCUGGAGCGUACUGAUGAUCCUCUUAAGCUGCGCCCUCCUCGCCUGCUCACCUCUGAUGAAGAAUAACAACCCUCAUCACCCUAUGACUCUCACAUGGCAAGUACUCUCCCAAACCAGAGACAUUGUCUGGAGCACCUCUAAGGUCACCCCUCUGGGGACCUGGUGGCCUGAUAUUACCUUAGAUCUCUGCCUAUUAAUGACCAGGUUGGAAACAUGGGAUAUCCCUGAGGUCAGACCUGAUGACCUGCUGGUGCUCUGGGAGGUUACUCCUUCCCAGAGGACGGCCUCCCUAGGCUGCGCUUACUGCAGUUAAGGCUUACCAAAUUUUACGUCUGUCCUCGAGACGGGCGGUCCAGGCAAGAGGCUAGAUGAUGUGGAGGCCUAGAACACUUUUAUUGUAAAGAAUGGAGCUGUGAGACCUCGGGAAAUGCUUAUUGGCAUCCCACCUCCUCAUGGGACUUAAUAACAGUGUCCAGAAACCAUUCGGGGCCUACCCAGUGCCCCCAGGGAGGAAGAUAGGUGCCCACUUCUAAAGCUACCUGCAAUUCGGGACCCUGCAAUCCCAUAGUAAUCCGAUUUACUUCACAGGGGAAAUUAUUCACCGAAUGGCCUAAAGGAUAAUGGUGGGGGAUCUGAUUCUAUGUAUCUGGAAUCGACCCCGGGGUAGUGUUCCAAAUAUGGUUAAAAAUAGAAAGCCCCCCAACAGUUCCUGUGGGACCCGCCGCCGUUCUAGCAGAACCAGGUCCUCCUAAGGCACCAGGGAGAGCCCGGCCAUUGACUUCCCCUCCUCCAAUCACAGAGACCCCGGUCCCUACUGCUAUGCCUCCCUCAAGGACAGCUCCACCUGCUCCUACCACAGGAGAUAGACUUUUUAAUUUGAUCCAAGGGGCCUUCACAGCCCUCAAGGUCACUAAUCCUGAUGCUACCACAUCCUGCUGGCUUUGCCUGGCUAUGGGCCCCCCUUAUUAUGAGGGGACUGCCAUUCCGGGUACCCCAACCAGCACCAUGGAUCAUAAUCAAUGCCCCUGGGGAGCAAAAAGCAAACUCACUCUUACUGAAGUUUCUGUUUCUGGGCUUUGUAUAGGAAGGGUGCCCCCUACCCACCAACAUCUUUGUAACAUCUCCGUGACUCUUAACACCUCAGAGGCAGAUCAGUACCUAUUACCCAGUAAUAACAGCUGGUGGGCAUGUAGUACUGGGCUCACCCCCUGUGUAUCCACUUCUGUUUUUAAUCAGUCCAAAGAUUUCUGUGUUAGGAUUCAGCUAGUACCCCGUGCCUAUUACCAUUCUGAAGAAGUGGUCAUAGAAGCUUAUGAUACUGAAUUAAAAUGAGUCAGAAGAGAACUGGUUUCUCUUACACUAGCAGUCAUGCUGGGGUUAGGCGUGGCGGCAGGCAUAGGGACAGGGACCACUGCCCUAAUCAAGGGAACCCAGGAUUUACAACACGGCCUUGACACUCUGCAGGCUGCUAUGGAUCAGGAUUUACAGGCCAUCCAGGAUUCAGUUACUAAACUGAAAGAUUCCCUUACCUCCCUAUCGGAAGUGGUCAUGCAGAACAGAGAAGAUUAGAUCUAUUAUUCCUUAAAGAAGGAGGGUUAUGUGCAGCGCUUAAAGAAGAAUGUUGUUUCUAUGUUGACCAUUCAGGGGCUAUCAGGGACUCCAUGAGUAAACUUAAAGAAAGACUUAACAAGAGCAGGCUUGAGAGAGAGAGAGCACCCAAAACUCGUAUGAAGGGUGGUUUACUAAGUCUCCAUGGAUGACCACUUUGUUCUCGGCCCUUAUGGGUCCUUUGAUGAUUCUACUACUCCUGCUCACCAUAGGGCCUUGCAUAAUCAAUAAAUUAAUUGCUUUUGUUCGCCAGAGAGUUAGUGCUGUUCAGAUCCUGAUGCUUCACCAACAAUAUCAACAACUAGGGCAAAUCAAUUCAGAAUCCAUAGAACCAGAAUCAGACCUUUAGUUCUAAGAUUAGAAUUAUUUAUUAGAGGGAGUGGGGAUGAGAGACCCCGACUCAAAAUGUAAAGGAUUUUAGGCCCCUAACAAACAAGCCUUUGAGGUCAAGUACACCCUGACCUCGGAAAUAGCCGACAUUUGCUUAACUGAUCCUGAGACGCCCUGUUUCAGGAACUAGCUGACGAAAAAGAAUGUCUGAAUGACUUGCCUUGUGACAAUCUUUACAAUGUUUAACCCCAAGGAUGUUUGUUCCAGAUAAUCUCUAACCCUCCUUAAGGCAUAAACUGUUGCCUGACUUCCUCAUUCUGUACUUCCCCAUUCCAUGCAUAAUUUGUCCUCCACCCCUUGCCUUGUGAAUUCUUUUUCAUCCACCCCCUGCCUUGUUACUGGGGGUCAAUCUCCUCUAGCCCUGCGUGGUUACGGGACAACCCUAGUGCACUGGUUUCUCCCAAAUAAACAUCGUGUGUUUGCAUCAUGAA